UCUAGUGUCAACAGCCAUAUUCCUGAAGAGGAGUUUUACGUGUAUCCGGGUUUUAACGCGAUUACAUCUUGUGAUAACCGCGUUUUAUCGUCUUCCACAUCAAAAUUUGUCUUUAGCAUAAUCGAAAACGGCAAUUUUCUCUCUGUUGUCGGUAUCACGGUAAAAAUCGCACGUGCUGAUACGUUCUGAACGUGAGUGCACGACGCGAAGACGCGGUUCAACGUAAACAUCAUGACCGCCCUUUACUUGGAACAUUAUCUCGACAGUCUCGAGCACUUGCCUAUCGAGUUGCAGAGGAAUUUCACGUUAAUGCGGGACUUGGACGCCAGAGCUCAGAUUUUGAUGAAGGACAUCGACAAGCUAGCGGACGAAUACUUGAGAAACAUAAAGAAAGAGUCACCGGAGAAGAGCAAAGAACAGAUCUCACAUAUUCAGAGCCUCUUUAACAAGGCCAAGGAAUAUGGCGACGACAAAGUCCAACUCGCUAUACAGACCUACGAAUUAGUCGACAAGCACAUCAGGAGGUUAGACUCUGACCUGGCGAGGUUUGAGGCUGAAAUACAGGACAAGGCAUUGAACAGUAGCAGAGCGCAAGAGGAGGGUAACGCCAGCAAGAAGGGAAGAAAGAAACUGAAGGAGGAGAAGAAGAAGAAGAAGGGUAAUGCGGCCAGCAGUGAAGACGAAUUCAAAGCGCCGAGGAAGAAGCAGAAGAAAGGUGGCUCCGUUGCUUCAGCAUCAUCUACCGGUGCUGUGGGCAGCGGUGCUCAAGUGGAUGCUACGCCAUUGGGACAUCCAGCCGAUGUCUUGGACAUGCCCGUUGACCCCAACGAACCUACUUACUGCCUCUGCCAUCAAGUGUCAUACGGAGAAAUGAUCGGUUGUGACAAUCCAGACUGCCCGAUAGAGUGGUUCCACUUCGCGUGUGUGGGUCUAAUAACCAAACCCAAGGGGAAGUGGUAUUGUCCCAAAUGUACUCAGGACCGCAAGAAGAAAUAAGUCCUAAGAAGAUUGGAGCGUGCGCUCGCACGUCUCGUCGCAUAUUUAUGUAAACAGAAGGAAAGACUAUCGUACGUUAUUUCUAAAAUUAGAAUGUAACUUUUUCAUAUUUAGGCGUAGAGGUAUAAAUGGUUUUAUAUAAGAGAACGAUGUUACGGGAGCGAAUUUUACGGGAAAGGAGGGAAAACAAUGGAAGGAUGCAGGACUGCAUUUUCAUUGCAUCUAUUGCUGAUGAUGACGUCGAUAUCCGUUCGUUUCCAUUUAUCGAUACGACGAAGUGCGCGCGAAUCGUCUACAGUUCUCGUCAAUGUAAUAUGAUAUCCUCACCGUGCAAUAGGAUCUCGUGCCGCAGGCUUUUCUUAAUGUUAUCUUAUAUUGAAGAGGGCUUGGAAUAUGCGUUUGCAUCAUGCGUGCAAGUGUAAUCGGACGGUUCAAAUGAACUUUUAUUGUCAAUUUUAGAUGUAAUGGAAGCACAGUUAGAACGUAAGCUCAUCACAGACGGUGAACACUUGAGAAUCGGCCGUUCUCGCGUCGCUUCGCCUUCUCUUCACACAUCGGGAUAGUAAUUUAUUGAUGUUGAUGCCAUCGCAUAAAAAUCGCUUUGUAUUUUUGCAUUCUUUCGCACGGCCGUUUCUUGAAUACCUGUGAUUUGCUGACUUAUUGUGAUUUUUACGCGAAAUGUAGCAUUAUGAAAGAGAAAGAGAGAGAAAGGAGAGAAAGAGUAAUAAUUUUAAUAUAUUAGCACUAUAUGGAUAUAUAUGAAAGUUAUUACUGUUUUUAUAUUUUAUAAAUGGAAAUUCCCAGCGUGUGCACAUUAUAUGCGUAUAUAUGUCCGUACGCGUAAUGGGGG
Dinoponera quadriceps is the source of this 1846-nucleotide messenger RNA. It is a transcript of the gene Ing5, whose product is annotated as inhibitor of growth protein 5. The record is from RefSeq and is a predicted model, not a curated record. Gene Ontology annotation, cellular component: nucleus. The coding region runs from base 232 to 996 and encodes 254 amino acids. NCBI's taxonomy places the organism in Eukaryota, Metazoa, Arthropoda, Insecta, Hymenoptera, Formicidae. Gene Ontology annotation, biological process: regulation of DNA-templated transcription. The transcript is spliced from 4 exons.